CCGCAGCUCCUGUCACGGCCGUCGCCUCGGCCGCGGCUCUCUAGCCCGGAGGCUUAGCCUCGGCCCCACGGAGACGCGUCCCAGGCCUCUUUCCCCUCCUUCCGCCACUCCCUGCCCUUUCCCGCCCUUCUCUCCCACCCGGUCCACCGAGAGAGCCUGGAUACGAAGCAGGCGGGCUUGAGAAGGGAGUUGGAAAAAUGGAGGUGCCGCGCCUGGAUCAUACCCUCAACAGCCCCACCAGCCCCUGUGAGGAGGUGAUCAAAAACCUCAGCCUGGAGGCCAUUCAGCUGUGCGACCGGGACGGGAAUAAAUCACAAGACAGUGGCAUAGCAGAGAUGGAAGAACUUCCUGUACCACAUAACAUUAAAAUAAGCAACAUUACAUGUGACUCAUUCAAGAUUUCAUGGGAAAUGGAUUCAAAGUCAAAGGACCGUAUUACACACUAUUUCAUUGACCUCAAUAAGAAAGAGAACAAGAACUCCAAUAAAUUUAAACACAAGGAUGUUCCAACGAAAUUGGUGGCAAAAGCUGUUCCUUUGCCCAUGACUGUCCGUGGACACUGGUUUUUGAGCCCGAGAACUGAAUAUACAGUAGCAGUGCAGACUGCCUCAAAACAGGUUGACGGUGAUUAUGUUGUGUCUGAAUGGAGUGAAAUUAUAGAAUUCUGCACAGCAGACUAUUCAAAAGUUCAUCUAACACAGCUAUUGGAGAAGGCUGAAGUGAUUGCAGGACGGAUGCUUAAAUUUUCUGUUUUUUAUCGUAACCAACACAAAGAAUAUUUUGACUAUAUUCGAGAACAUCAUGGGAAUGCUAUGCAACCAUCUGUCAAGGAUAACAGUGGUAGCCAUGGCUCUCCUAUCAGUGGUAAAUUAGAAGGCAUCUUCUUCAGCUGCAGCACUGAAUUUAAUACUGGGAAGCCACCCCAGGAUUCACCUUAUGGAAGAUACAGGUUUGAGAUUGCAGCAGAAAAACUUUUUAACCCCAAUACUAACUUAUAUUUUGGGGACUUCUACUGUAUGUACACUGCUUAUCAUUAUGUGAUUCUUGUUAUUGCCCCUGUGGGAUCACCAGGAGAUGAAUUUUGUAAGCAGCGCCUUCCUCAGCUAAAUUCCAAGGAUAAUAAAUUUUUGACCUGCACAGAAGAAGAUGGGGUGCUGGUUUACCACCAUGCCCAGGAUGUCAUUUUAGAAGUCAUUUAUACUGACCCUGUGGAUCUUUCUCUGGGCACUGUAGCAGAAAUCACUGGUCAUCAGCUUAUGAGUUUGUCUACUGCAAAUGCAAAGAAAGAUCCCAGCUGCAAAACCUGUAAUAUCAGUGUUGGACGUUAAUGCCCAUUUUUCUUAUUCUUACCCAGUCCCUUUUCUUCCCCUAAGAGCACCGAUCCUCUGUUGUCCAUUUUCAUCACCAGAUGUUUUCCACUGAAGCAUGCACAUGCCGCUAUCACCAAAAGCAAAUUGCCAUUUUUCCAAAUUUCAUCCAGAGCCGUUUUAGUGUUUCCUAUUCCCUGCCCUUCCCAUUACUUUCAGUGAUGAAAGUUCUCCUCUGACACUUUAUUGCCUAGAUGCUGCAAUGUUUUUAUUUUUCCUUUAUGCCAAACAUAACAAAACAAUUAUAUAAACUGCUUUAGCAAAAUACAAAAUAACGGCUUAUAAAUGGUGUUUAAAUAUGCAUUCAUUUUAAUCUACUGAACAAAUAUUGGGAUAACUCCAAACCGCAUGAAAGGGUGUAAUUGCAGCAUGAGUUAAAUCUUGAAGCCUAGAAUUGUCAGCACUUCCAACUUGUUGUUUGACAGUGUUAUUUAUGUUAUUUAUAUUAGCUAACAGGAAACAACUAUUGUGUUUCAACAUAAUAAAUAUAAUAGAAAAAUAUUUUAUUUGUAUUGUUGUAUAAAAUAUUUACAAUCAUAUAGAAUAUAUAGAGUUACAUUUUAAUAGCAAUUGUAUACAUGUCAUGAAACCAUUUCCCUUAUCAAAGAUGUAGUUUGUAAACUUCAAAUAGUUGUGUAUCUGUCCUGUUACAAGUAGAUGACUUCAAUUAAACAAAUUUAUGAAGGACAUCAUUCUGAUUCAUAAAAGUUAUAAAAUAUCAGGUAAAUACAGAGAAAACAAUAAGCCUCUGAAAUAUUCUGCUUCUGAAAGUCAAUAUUCUUCCCAUCCAAACUAUAUGAAAAUGUGAAUUUGUUCAACAUCAUGCUUAAACAUUACAGAAAACAGAAAUACAAACAUGGUUGGUACAAGAGAAAAUGGCGACUUUUUACUUAUUGUUACAAAGGCAAAAAUAAUAAAUGUGUGUUUUAGUACAAAA
This is a messenger RNA of Callorhinus ursinus (northern fur seal), 2304 nucleotides long. RefSeq names its product phytanoyl-CoA 2-hydroxylase interacting protein like (gene PHYHIPL). Gene Ontology annotation, cellular component: cytoplasm. Gene Ontology annotation, molecular function: protein binding. Lineage: Eukaryota; Metazoa; Chordata; Mammalia; Carnivora; Otariidae. The record is from RefSeq and is a predicted model, not a curated record.